AUGGCAAGCUGCCAGGUGCAGGGCGAGCCCGACCUCUACGGCCUGGGUAUUCGCGUCGCCUUCUACAUCCAAUGGUUCGGCGCCAUCGUGAUAGAGUACCUCGACAUGUCAGACCUCCCCGACAUGCGCCUCAUAGGCCUUCUCUUCUCCGCCGCAGCCUUCCUCGGCCUCGUCAUACGGCUCUCCGUCGAGGCGAGGAGUGUACAGCCGGCCGACGUCUACAUUGUCCUCCUGCUCGCCAUGGGCAUCUACAUCCCCCUCGUCCCGCUCUACCUCUGGAAGGCGGCGACGUGCUUCAACCGGUAUUGGGAUCCGUUCCGCUGGUCCAAGGAGACGCCGAGCCCGGCGUAUAAGGGGCUUAAUUUCACGUUGUUGCUGGCUAUUUCGUCGCUGGGCGUGUGGUAUUGGUGUUCUUUUGUGCCGGAGAAUGAUUGUUCGUCGGAGCAGUACGGGUUCUUCUUCAGUCGCGUGAGUUUAGGAAACAAGGCGUUUGUGGCGUUUAAUGCCAUCAUGUACUUUAUCAUUCUGAGAAUGCACAUCAUGGCGAUCAAGGAGAUGAGGACGCUGAGCAAUGUCGCCGUCGCUGCGACACUCACCACGGCCGUGGAGCUGGCCGUCGUCUGGAACAACAUCCCCAAUGUGAACAACGUCGCGGACGUGGCGCAGGUCUUGCCUCUGCUUGUCAGCGCCGGCUUCCUGGUCCGGAUUCUCUUCCUUCAUUUCGCGGGCGUAAGUGAUGGGUCGGAUUCGUCAGAGGAGGAUAGUGACGGGGGAACGCAUAGUUACAUGACGGAGUCUCAGGGCGGGCUGCCGCCGGUACCGCCGCCUGUUCAUCCGCGGUGA
Molecule: messenger RNA, 843 nt
Organism: Colletotrichum fioriniae
Lineage: Eukaryota; Fungi; Ascomycota; Sordariomycetes; Glomerellales; Glomerellaceae
Source: RefSeq, a predicted model, not a curated record